Messenger RNA from Talaromyces rugulosus, 1371 nucleotides. RefSeq lists its product as uncharacterized. NCBI's taxonomy places the organism in Eukaryota, Fungi, Ascomycota, Eurotiomycetes, Eurotiales, Trichocomaceae. The transcript is spliced from 5 exons. Gene Ontology annotation, cellular component: cytosol. Gene Ontology annotation, molecular function: L-glutamate dehydrogenase (NADP+) activity. The record is from RefSeq and is a predicted model, not a curated record. The coding region runs from base 1 to 1371 and encodes 456 amino acids.
AUGUCGAGCAUUCCCUCCGAGCCCGAGUUUGAGCAGGCCUACAAGGAGCUCGUCUCCACGCUCGAAAACUCCACGCUCUUCCAGAAGAACCCAGAGUACCGCAAGGCGCUGCAGGUCGCCGCCGUGCCCGAGCGCGUCGUCCAGUUCCGUGUCGUGUGGGAGAACGACAAGGGCGAGCUCCAAGUCAACCGGGGCUAUCGCGUGCAGUUCAACUCGGCAUUGGGGCCAUACAAGGGAGGGUUGCGCUUUCACCCGAGUGUCAAUCUGUCGAUUCUGAAAUUCCUUGGCUUUGAGCAAAUCUUCAAAAAUGCCCUCACCGGUCUCAACAUGGGCGGCGGCAAAGGCGGCGCCGACUUUGACCCCAAGGGCAAAAGCGACAACGAAAUCCGCAAGUUCUGCGUCGGCUUCAUGACCGAGCUGUCGCGCCACAUUGGCGCCGACACGGACGUGCCAGCGGGUGACAUUGGCGUGACUGGCCGCGAGAUUGGCUACAUGUUUGGCCAGUACAAGAAGAUUCGCAACCAGUGGGAGGGCGUGCUCACGGGCAAAGGUCUGACCUGGGGAGGCAGUCUGAUCCGGCCAGAGGCUACUGGAUACGGAGUUGUCUACUACGUCCAGCACAUGAUCAAAUACGCCACCGAGGGCAAAGAGUCCUUCGCCGGCAAGCGCGUCGCCAUCUCCGGUUCCGGCAACGUCGCCCAGUACGCCGCCCUCAAAGUUAUCGAAUUGGGCGGCACCGUGGUCUCUCUGUCCGACAGCCAGGGCUCCCUCAUCGCCUCUGAACAGGGCUUCACCCCCGCGCACAUUGACCAAAUCGCCGCCCUCAAAGUCGCGCGCCAGCAGCUCGACUCGCUCGCCUCAACGGACGCAUUCUCAGGCUUCAAAUACGUUGCCGGCGCCCGGCCCUGGGUGCACGUCGGCAAAGUCGACGUCGCGCUGCCCUCAGCCACGCAAAACGAAGUCUCGGGCGAAGAAGCCCAAGUCCUCAUCGACGCUGGCGCAAAAUUCAUCGCCGAGGGAUCCAACAUGGGCUCCACACAGGAAGCCAUUGAUAUCUUUGAAGCACACCGUGAGCAAAACAAGGGCGCCGCUGCGAUCUGGUAUGCCCCCGGUAAGGCCGCCAAUUUGGGUGGUGUUGCCGUGUCUGGGCUGGAAAUGGCACAGAACUCGUCGCGCGUGAGCUGGUCUACAGAGGAAGUCGAUAGCAGAUUGCAGGAUAUCAUGGAGGCUGCUUUCAAGAACGGGCUGGAAACCGCAAAGGAGUAUGUCUCGUCGGCCGAGGGCGCGCUGCCUUCUCUGGUUGCUGGGAGCAACAUUGCUGGCUUCUCAAAAGUUGCGGCCGCCAUGCGGGACCAUGGUGACUGGUGGUGA